Molecule: messenger RNA, 1884 nt
Organism: Pongo pygmaeus (Bornean orangutan)
Lineage: Eukaryota; Metazoa; Chordata; Mammalia; Primates; Hominidae
Gene: NEU4
Product: neuraminidase 4
Exons: 4
Coding region: 34-1524 (496 amino acids)
Biological process (GO): ganglioside catabolic process; oligosaccharide catabolic process
Cellular component (GO): intracellular membrane-bounded organelle; cytoplasm; membrane
Molecular function (GO): exo-alpha-sialidase activity
Source: RefSeq, a predicted model, not a curated record
GUCUCUGCUCUGGGUCAGGCGAGGCAGCCACCCAUGAUGAGCUCUGCAGCCUUCCCGAGGUGGCCGAGCAUGGGGGUCCCUCGCACCCCUUCACGGACAGUGCUCUUCGAGCGGGAGAGGACGGGCCUGACCUACCGCGUGCCCUCGCUGCUCCCCGUGCCCCCCGGGCCCACCCUGCUGGCUUUUGUGGAGCAGCGGCUCAGCCCUGACGACUCCCACGCCCACCGCCUGGUGCUGAGGAGGGGCACGCUGGCCGGGGGCUCCGUGCGGUGGGGCGCCCUGCACGUGCUAGGGACAGCGGCCCUGGCGGAGCACCGGUCCAUGAACCCCUGCCCUGUGCACGAUGCUGGCACGGGCACCGUCUUCCUCUUCUUCAUCGCGGUGCUGGGCCACACGCCUGAGGCCGUGCAGAUCGCCACGGGGAGGAACGCCGCGCGCCUCUGCUGUGUGGCCAGCCGUGACGCCGGCCUCUCGUGGGGCAGUGCCCGGGACCUCACUGAGGAGGCCAUCGGUGGUGCCGUGCAGGACUGGGCCACGUUCGCCGUGGGUCCCGGCCACGGCGUGCAGCUGCCCUCAGGCCGCCUGCUGGUGCCCGCCUACACCUACCGCGUGGACCGCCGAGAGUGUUUUGGCAAGAUCUGCCGGACCAGCCCUCACUCCUUCGCCUUCUACAGCGAUGACCACGGCCGCACCUGGCGCUGCGGAGGCCUCGUGCCCAACCUGCGCUCAGGCGAGUGCCAGCUGGCGGUGGUGGACGGUGGGAAGGCCGGCAGCUUCCUCUACUGCAACGCCCGGAGCCCCCUGGGCAGCCGCGUGCAGGCGCUCAGCACUGACGAGGGCACCUCCUUCCUGCCCGCAGAGCGCGUGGCUUCCCUGCCCGAGACUGCCUGGGGCUGCCAGGGCAGCAUCGUGGGCUUCCCGGCCCCCGCCCCCAGCAGGCCAUGGGAUGACGGUUGGUCAGUGGGCCCCGGGAGUUCCCUCCGGCCUCCACUCCUCGGUCCUGGAGUCCAUGAACCCCCAGAGGAGGCUGCUGGAGACCCCCGUGGAGGCCAGGUGCCUGGUGGGCCCUUCAGCCGUCUGCAGCCUUGGGGGGAUGGCCCCAGGCACCCUGGCCUCAGGCCUGGGGUCAGUGGGGAUGUGGGGUCCUGGACCCUGGCACUCCCCAUGCCCUUUGCUGCCCCGCCCCAGAGCCCCACGUGGCUGCUGUACUCCCACCCAGUGGGGCGCAGGGCUCGGCUACACAUGGGUAUCCGCCUGAGCCAGUCCCCGCUGGACCCGCGCAGCUGGACAGAGCCCUGGGUGAUCUACGAGGGCCCCAGCGGCUACUCCGACCUGGCGUCCAUCGGGCCAGCCCCUGAGGGGGGCCUGGUUUUCGCCUGCCUGUACGAGAGCGGGGCCAGGACCUCCUAUGAUGAGAUUUCCUUUUGUACAUUCUCCCUGCGUGAGGUCCUGGAGAACGUGCCCGCCAGCCCCGAGCGGCCCAACCUUGGGGAUAAGCCUCAGGGGUGCUGCUGGCCCUCGUGACAGGCCUUCUGGCCGUGCCCAUGCCCCUUGGGUGCCCGGGGCAGAGGAGUGGAAUACGCUGGGGUGCCCCAGGAUGGAUGUGGGGGGGGCUCUUAGUGCAGGAUCCUGUGGAUUAGAAACAAGUUGCUCCUCAGAGCUCUCAAGCAGGGGCUGCUCUUUAGGAAGGGGAGUAGCGGCUGGGAGUGAGCAGGGCAGGGUGGAGGCAGGGUGGGGGCAUGAAGUGGGCCCUGGGUGACCCCCACAGCUCCCUUCCGAGGCUGCAGGGCCAGGCGCGGGACCGCAGGCAGGGUGUUGUGGGUGGCAGCACUUGCUUACUGGUUGCUUUCUGGCUCGAAAUAAAGGAAUCGUGCUUGUGUUGGG